Messenger RNA from Naegleria lovaniensis, 375 nucleotides. RefSeq lists its product as uncharacterized. The record is from RefSeq and is a predicted model, not a curated record. The transcript has 2 exons. The coding region runs from base 1 to 375 and encodes 124 amino acids. NCBI's taxonomy places the organism in Eukaryota, Heterolobosea, Eutetramitea, Acrasida, Naegleriidae.
AUGAGAAAUUCUCUGUUGAAUCGAUCCUCCAUUGAAUUUGAAAACGAAUUUGUUUGGCCAGAUACUAUUGGAAUUGGAAAUGAUGGAUACAUGUAUUUUGUUACUAAUAAUUUAUGUGAUUUUGUUCAAGAUUUUAUCUCAAAUUGGACGAAACCCAACUUUUUCAUUCAUCGAAGGUAUAUAGGCUUCAAUUCAUAUACAAAUGGUUGUGAAAAUAGCCACUUGGAACUUGGUGUUAAGGAAUGGGCUGUCAUUGGUACCUUACUUGCAGCAUGGUUAGUGGGCUUGGUUGCCAUUUUAGUAAUUGUAUUCAUCAUGAACCGACGAAAGAAGAAAAAACAAGGAAAUGCCUAUGCAUCACUACCAAAUAAUUAA